This is a messenger RNA of Didymodactylos carnosus, 321 nucleotides long. Lineage: Eukaryota; Metazoa; Rotifera; Eurotatoria; Philodinida; Philodinidae. The record is from the annotation of a GenBank genome assembly.
AUGCGUUAUUCAUUCAUAUUGGCCUUUGUCGUAUUUGUAGUAAUUUCUCUAUUGGAAUUGACCAAUUCAUAUCCUCGUUCAUCACUAGCUAGACUUCGUUCUACAUUCGAUGACGAUGAAAUAGAAGAUAUUGUGCAAAAACCGCGAUUUUUUCCUUUUAAUCAAGGUGGAAAUUAUCAACAACAGCAACUACUACCACAACAACUACAAUGUACACCGGCUAUAUGGACAUGUGGCCAUCAUCGUCCACCAUGUUGUCAUGGCUUAACAUGUUAUCAAGGAAACGCUAAGAAAGGAUCUAUCUGUAUCACCAAAGGUUGA